AUGGUGUACCACGGCCCUAGCGCUGGGUGCAAGGCAUGCCGAAUGCGUCGUGUGAAAUGUGAUCAAGGGAAACCAUCGUGCAACAAUUGUAUCCGACGACGUACUGUGUGCCCCGGGUACGGAGAUGUGUUUGACGGCGCGCACCGGAAUCAAAACAAGGUUGUGAUACGGAAAGUAAAGAAGCAGAACGUCGCGGAAGAGGCAGAUCCGGCUAGCAGCACUCCAGGUAGCGACCUGACAGCGGAGAUCUCGCCAGGCACCACUUCAACAGCGUCGAAUGACUCGGCCACAACCAAACCACAAGGCCCGCUCCAAUGGAUCAUAUAUUCUGCGACUCCGGAAGAACGUGGAGGCAGUCACGGCAAGGCACUGCAGCUGGGGAAAUCUCGUCCUGCAAGGUCCUCAGAAACCGAGCAGACGGUUCCUCUAUUGUCGAUUCCGGAAUCACUGAAGCAAAGUCCCGAGGAUGCCUCAAUUAAUUUCUUCUUCCGGUUCUACACUGGAACCAUCUACGACCCCCACCUUCACCAUUCCUUCGCACUACUGUGGCAGCCACUGUAUCUUAGGUCGUCUGCAAACUCGCCCCUGAGACUCGCGACCGCGGCUGUGACGGUCAACAUAACCAUGAUGUGGAGUUUCCAAGGCUGCGAUGCCCGACCAGCACGGAAACUGUUCACCGAGGCCAUAGCGGCGACACGAGAAGCAAUCAACAAUCCCACAGAGAAGAAUAUGGAUGAACUGUUGAUGACCAUACUGAUCUUUGACCUCUACGAUUCUCUCGUGCUACAUUAUGUACGCAAUGCCCCGACAAAGUACGGCAAGCACAAGGACGGAGCACUGGCUUUGGUCAAACAUAGGGGGUUGUCCAACUAUGCCUCCAUCGUUGGCAGGGCCCUCACCAAUGCGACCCGACACAAUUUCCUCGAUUAUUCACUUUCGCACCGAAUCCCAAUGCCAGCGGGAUCGGAGGAAAUCUUUUCCCACCCCGCCAUUGGCGAAAGCAGAGCAGCCCAGCUCGACGUGCUCACCAUCGAGACCGUCAAUACCCAGGCCCGUCUGUGGGCCUUACGCCGAGACGCCUCGUCUACCAUGACGAGAGCACAGCGUCGAAAAGCGUACGAGGACAUCAUUGCCGAUGCCAUCCGCAUCGACGAACUAUUCAUGACAUGGAAACGUGCCAUCACCUCCCCCGACUGGCUGCCACUAUUCGUUUCCCGUGAGGAGGUCCCGCCGUCCAUUCUGACGGCCGGCUUCUAUGGCACUAAAUGCGCGGUCUGGAAGGACUUGGCCGCAGCUGAAGUGUACAAUCUGCAUGCCUCGCGCCGGAUUUCCGUCCUCCAAAUGAUCCGCCAAUCCCUUGCCGAUGAGCCCACGCUCCUGGCAGAAGCCAACUAUCGAGCGUACCUGGCCAAAGCCAACGCCGCAGUCCAAUCACUCGUCGACUGCAUCUGCGAGACAGUCCCAUUCCACCUGGGCGACACGGUUGUGCCCACCAACCCGAUGUACAGCUCCGGCGUCGCGAUGCCGAGCAAAACCGUGACAGACCCGUCGACGGGAGAAACGCGCCGUAUCCCAGAUCUCGAGGGCAGUGAUUUCAAGAUGAGGGCCGCCGCGUCGGGUGGCUGGAUGAUCUUCUCCCACCUGGUCGAUAUCUACAGGCUGGCCGAGCCGGAGGAUGACGCCGAGUCCAUCGUGUUAAGAGACGGCCAGCUCGAGUGGGUCAAGGGCCAGAUCAAGAGGCUGCAGACGACGUUUCUGUACUGCGAUCCCCUAUGGUAA
Cladophialophora carrionii CBS 160.54 is the source of this 1779-nucleotide messenger RNA. RefSeq lists its product as uncharacterized. Gene Ontology annotation, biological process: regulation of DNA-templated transcription. Bases 1 to 1779 code for a protein of 592 amino acids. The record is from RefSeq and is a predicted model, not a curated record. The transcript is spliced from 2 exons. Lineage: Eukaryota; Fungi; Ascomycota; Eurotiomycetes; Chaetothyriales; Herpotrichiellaceae. Gene Ontology annotation, molecular function: zinc ion binding; DNA-binding transcription factor activity, RNA polymerase II-specific.